AUGGCACAAGAUUCAUUGGUAUCUAAUAAAUUUCGUAUAGGUACUGUUAAUGUUCAUUCUUUUCGAAGUCCAUUCUCUCGAAAGAGUAAUGCAAAAGUAUUAGCAUCAAUUCUUGCUCCAUACAAUCUUGAUAUACUCGCUGUUGAAGAAAUGCGUAAUGAUAAUAAUAAUUGGACAACUCUUCAUGAACAAUUAUCAUUAAAUUAUUCAGUUGUAGGAUUAAGUGGUGGAUUAUCUUUUGGUAAUGCUAUUGCUUCUCGUCAUCCUAUCAUUCAACAUUCUAAUCAAAUAACACAAGAACGAUAUACAGGUGGUAGUCGAGCAAUGUUACAAUGUCGUCUGGGUGGUAAUCAUUCUUUCGUUCAAAAUCGUACAUUUGCUGUUACACAUCUAGAUCAUUUUGAUGAAGAUGAUCGUAUAACACAAAUUAAAGAAUUUAUUCCAGAUUCUAAUAAUAUAAAUAUUCUUCUAGGUGAUAUGAAUGCAUUAACACAAGAAGAUUAUUCCGAUAAAUAUCUACAUGAUAUAAUUAUUAAAAAACGAGAAUCGAAUGGAUGGGAACAACCAAGAUUUGAACUGAUACAUUUAUUAACUAAUAUAUGGGGUUUUGAGGAUACUUUCCGAAAAAUGAAUUCAAAAUUGAAAGAUACACAUGUUGUAACAUGUUCAUAUGGAAGUCGUAUUGAUUAUAUAUUUCAUCGGCCUUUAUUAAAUGAUGAAUGGGAAUUAACGGAAUGUUUUAUUGUAGAUACACGUCGAUCAACUGAUCAUAAUGCUAUUGUCGCUACUUUUGAACGUAAAUUGUAA
Adineta steineri is the source of this 807-nucleotide messenger RNA. NCBI's taxonomy places the organism in Eukaryota, Metazoa, Rotifera, Eurotatoria, Adinetida, Adinetidae. The record is from the annotation of a GenBank genome assembly.